AUGGACAAAUUUCAAGCAUUCGGAAAGAAUCUCAGCGCGAGCUUCAGUCCUUUCGCUGCGCGCACCCAGCAGAUGAUCAAGGAGCAGUUGGGUCAGGCCGAGGACAAGACCCAGCUUCCCGAUGAAUACAUCGAAUUAGAGAAGCGCGUAGACGCUCUAAAGCUCGUCCACCAGAAGCUGCUUCAGGUGACCUCCCAGUACUCCAACGAGGCCUACGACUACCCCCCCAACAUCCGCGAAUCCUUCAACGACCUGGGCCGCACCAUUGGCGAGAAAGUCCAGCUCCUGUCACAGGCCGCUACUCCCGCCGAGGCGCAGGCCGCCCUCGUUGCGCCUCCGUCGGCCAAACCCCAGCCGAAGACCUUCAACCACGCCAUUGCCCGUGCCUCCCUGGCUGGAUCCCAGACCCUUGCGCAGGUCCACCCGGGCGAGGAUCCCCUGGCGACCGCGCUGGAGAAGUACGCUCUGGCUUCGGAGAAGGUCGGCGAGGCCCGUCUGGCGCAGGACGCUCAGAUCCAGUCGCGCUUCCUGGCCGGAUGGACCACGACGCUGAACACGAACCUGAUGUUCGCCGCGAAGGCACGCAGGAGCGUGGAGAAUGCGCGUCUCAUGCUGGACUCGGUCAAGGCGAAGCGGAAGGCGGCGGCGGGCGGCGACCUGGAUAACCUGAAUGAGGAGGCGCGCGCGGAGAUUGAGCAGGCCGAGGAUGAGUUCGUCGGACAGACCGAGGAGGCUGUGAGCGUGAUGAAGAAUGUCCUUGAUACCCCCGAGCCUCUGAGGAACCUGGCAGACUUGAUUGCUGCGCAGCUUGAGUUCCACAAGAGAGCCUACGAGAUCCUCAGCGAGCUGGCUCCUGUAGUGGACGGGUUGCAGGUUGAGCAAGAGGCGAGCUACCGGAAGAGCCGUGAGGGUGCUUGA
This is a messenger RNA of Aspergillus clavatus NRRL 1, 918 nucleotides long. Its product is annotated as BAR domain-containing protein. NCBI's taxonomy places the organism in Eukaryota, Fungi, Ascomycota, Eurotiomycetes, Eurotiales, Aspergillaceae. The coding region runs from base 1 to 918 and encodes 305 amino acids. The record is from RefSeq and is a predicted model, not a curated record. Gene Ontology annotation, cellular component: cytoplasm. The transcript is spliced from 5 exons. Gene Ontology annotation, molecular function: protein binding.